AGAAAAGAAAUAGUGAUCGUGCCGUAAGACCUUGUUCGUUUCUACUUGACGCCUCGGUUUUUUUUAUUUUACAUUAAAUUACAUAAGGUGCUAGCUUACUUAGCGCUUGCGCUAAGGAUCUAAUCAGAGUCAAACUUGGAUUUGAAAAAAAAAACCUUUCCCUUAUUAGCCGGAGGCUAAUAAGCUCCUUGAUCUUUAGUAAAGGCGGAUUAAGCCAAAAAAAAAAAUGUUUUUUUUUUCGAAAAGUCGUGACGUCCUCGUUGAGAGUCGUUCUGCGAGACGUCCAGUAGUCUCUGACUUGGUCGUCGAAUCGUAAGUUUCAGCCCGCUCCCUGCUCGCUCUAGCUGCCUGCAAGCGGCUGCUUCCAUGGCGUGCUUUCCCCUGUAUGUAAUUGAUAGAGGUUUGCGAUAAAAGAGCCCCUGCUGGUGGGCAAAUGGGGUAUGCUUUCUAGUUCAAAAACGGGCCCCUAAAUCCUUGUUUUAUUCCCUUUGAUGGGUACACCAUCAGACCGUCCAACAUAAACUCCUUGACCGUCGCGAUCUCGUAAGCCUAUCAAUGCGAAAAGCUUAACGACCUAGGAUCACGGCCUUUACUGACAUCCAGGGUUGACUUCGUGAGGGUGGAACUCUUGAAAGUUCUGGAAUAGACCUCUCUGACGGUAGUUUCGUAGCCUGAGAAAAGUGCUGCGAAGCGCAAGAGCGUAUCGAGAGAGGAUAUUUAGAGUGUAGUGGUCUAUGCUGGUCUUCUUCCUUUACUGCAAGCUAGUGACUGAGCCCAAAGCGGAGAGGAAGCAGAAACUUAAAUCUCCUCGCUGAGUAGUGAGGCCGCUUAACCCAGUGAAAGAAAGAGGAUCGGAGUGAAGCUUCUUUUCCCAAGAGGUUCAGAAGCGGAAAGAGAAGGGGGAACGGUCAAAAUUGACAGAUAUGGGGAUGGAUCACAGCCCCCUUCAUUAAGCACUGGGCUUUCGCUGAUAGCACCGACAUCUAAUUGAAUGGAUUAGGGAUUUGUCUCAGCAUAGAUUCACAUUCUCUCAUCGGGAUCAGAGUUCCUUCACGGCCAAGAGCGAACCCUCUUUCUCUUUCUUUUAACGGCCGGCACUACUAGUACUAGCUAGUUUUGACACUACUGCAUGCACUUCGAAGAAUUCCUUGGACUCCAUUUCAUUCUCGCGGGAGUCCUACGGAAAACGUCACAUUGUUUUGCCCAACCAUGCCGCCAGCACGCACCUACCUGAUCCAGAGCCACCAAGCAAGGGACCUGCCCCGUUGGAGACACCACAGCCUCUGGGUUCUUUAAAGAAAGGUAUGGGAUCGAUCUCUGCAUCGAAGGCCUUGCAUCUCUGCCCGCUCCCGAUUUUGGACUUGGUCUUAGCCGCCGUGGCGUGGGAUUAGCGCCCCCCAACCAAUCGACGAUUCGUCCGUCGUAAGGUCCUGAUAAACGAUAGGCUAGCCGGUCGGCUUUUCUCAUGGCAAAAGAAGAAAAGAAGCGAAGGGCACUCCAAACACAUCCAAUCUUCCAAAGGGCGUGGAUUGGAGCCCAGUGCCUGCAACAAUUACGGAGGAAGGUGGUUGGUUGUUCUCUUCCCUCUUCCAGAGCCUCGUAUCUUAAAACUGGUCUCUGAUCCGUUCUUAUCAUUAGUCGGAAAGCCUGCCCGCUGUACCUCUACCUUCUUCUACUCCUCUGUUGAGUAAUCGGUUUCUUCUUAAAUGAAAGCCAAACAUGUUCCCUAGUCACCUCACUUUUUUGGUCCCGGCCUCUCAUGGUUGUCUUUUGUCACUGGUCUAUGCUUCUUAGUAUAGUAGGUAUGAUGCCCAGCAACGGGCACCUGAAACCUGAACCGGAACCAAAAUAUAUAGUAGGAACCGCCGCAUUCGUCACUGAUUACCGAAAACCCUCUUUCCUCUGGUCUAUGAUCUCUGGUCCGCUUUGGCUAUUGAUCUGCUCCUCUUGUUAUUGAACUGGCGUGUUCAAUUGGCAUUGCCUUGUCCCCAACCCUAACAGGCACACCCGAAGAAAUGAGCAGCCAGCUUAUAAAUCUCCAACCAACCCCACAGCCCAAGUAGGCCAAAGGAAAGGGUACUGCUAGUGACCCAAGACCAGUCAAGACUGGCUCUCGGUUUGCACCACCGCUACGCCCUGCUGAUUAAACCACUGACGAGACAGCACAAGCGGGGCUUUCUGGAGCAUCUGCGUGAGUCCAUCAUGGACAAAGCAAUCUUCAGUCUGUAAAGGCAAAUCACAGGGUGGAAGGGACUCAGAUGAUGGUAUCCCAAAAUCAGUCCAAGCCCGUGACGACCCAGCUCUUGAAGUCUGACUACCCUCAAACCCUCCCCUGGCGACCUCCUCUUCUUUCGGCAGGCAGCCGCCAACUCGAGGAUCUCAUCUUUGGAUUCCCGAAACGCGAGGGUCACGAUCCCCCUUAGUCACGUAGGCUAAGACCGCGGGCCAUGAAGAAUGGUCCCUCUUCGUGCUCUGGUAGAGCCAUCAACGAAGAUGGAUUCCCAGGUUCUGUAUACUCCACUCUCAUUUGCGCUUUUCCUGAAACCAGACGUCAAAGGAUAGGCAUUAUGAGCCCUGUAUGUUGGCGUGGAAUCGUCGAUUGCUUCUUGGUUUGCUGGAAACAAGGCUUUCAUAGUGCUCUAUGGUCGAGCGGCUGGACACUCCUUUCAUUUCCCGUCCAUUAACCCGAACGUGAGACUGUUGAAGACAUGAGGAGAUGUAGCUUCAAAGAUGCUGUUCAAACUUCCUAUUUCAUUCCCCACUUCAAUGUGCCAAUCAAUGCGCUACGCUGGCAAAAGGGCUGUCAGAAAGAGUCCAAUCCCGAGGAGAGUUCAUGCGUGAAGUUUCUUUGUUGAAUGAAGGUGAGAAAAAGGGCUUCUUUGAUCGGGAAAUGCACGCACUUCUUUUGUUGUCGUUAAGGUCCCUUCCCCCUGAGUUCAAGAAGCUAUGAGGAGUGGUAAACUCUGAAAGGAAAGAUGGAAACAGGGGAGUUGGCUGAUAAAGAUGGGCAGUAACGAUUGCGUAAUAUCCAUUUUUCGGCCUCGUCAUCGAAAGCGGCUUCCAAUUGCUCGGAAAUUCUCAGCUAUAUGGGGAGCUUGGAUGGUGAGCAAAAACAAUUGAUCAAGAAGUUGGUCAACUUUCGCAUGAAAGAAGGUAAAAGAACGAGAGUUCGUGCUAUUGUUUAUCAAACUUUUCAUCGCCCAGCUCGAACUGAACGCGAUGUAAUAAAACUUAUGGUUGACGCUAUAGAGAAUAUAAAGCCCAUAUGCGAAGUAGAAAAAGUAGGAGUAGCAGGUACUAUUUAUGAUGUCCCUGGGAUUGUAGCCAGGGAUCGUCAACAAACCUUAGCUAUUCGUUGGAUCCUUGAAGCAGCUUUCAAACGACGUAUAAGCUACAGGAUAAGCUUAGAGAAAUGUUCAUUUGCUGAGAUACUAGAUGCUUACCGAAAGAGGGGAAUUGCACGUAAGAAAAGGGAGAAUCUUCAUGGACUGGCUUCCACCAAUCGAAGUUUCGCGCAUUUCAGAUGGUGGUAAAGUGAGACCGCAUAAAGAGCUUUUCCUCAUUCAGUCAGAUUUUUCAGUAAGAUAUGGUUUGACCCUUUUUCUUUUUGUUUGAAUCUUCAUAUAGACUACGUUCCUCAUACUCCUCCCUUCAUUCAUUGAGUUGGAGGAAUCCAUACCAUAGGAGGCCCGCCCGUUAUGCAUUGCAUGAAAGAACCUUUCUUUGUAUGACUUCUCUUUUGCCUCAGGUCGAAUGAAGGAGAUCAAUCAAAAAAAUAGGCCAUGAAUGAAGAAGUAGUGGGCCUUUCACCCUCUUUCUUUCGUCUGACUCGGGGAGCUGAUCUGAUAAAUGCACUUCAAAGGGAGGGAAGCUAGGUUUCCCAUGUUGGUAUGGCCGAGCAUAAAAGAUUUGGAAGUUAGGUCAAAAAGAAGAGGUAAAGAGAGAGAAGAGAACGGAAUCGAUAGCCCCGGCAAGAGAAAGAAAAGUAAGGACUCUCGUUUUCCGCAUACGCAUAUAGGCUGUGAAAAAGAAGUCUACUUUUAGAUUCUAAUAGAGAAAGAGAGAGAUUCGUCUACUUUCUUAAUCUUAAUAAGGUAACGGAACGAACUUCAAGUACUUCGUAGGACGCCGCCGUUUGCUAAGAUGUGCUUCUACAUCGUGAGCUUUAGUGCACAAGUCGUCGAAUCCCUUAAAGGUUUUGGGCAGGAGUAUCGACGACAAGUCGUGCCUGAAGUUGUUCAUGCACAUCUUGAGGAGCUCUUGCUGAGUAAACUUCUGGGGACAGGGGCUCGCCACCUUGCAAUGAACUCCGUGACAGGUUCAUUAUCCCUUUGCUUGGUCUUAUGAGGACAUGCCGGGAAUUGAUCCAGAGAUUGUGCAACACCGAAUCCCUCUCCACCCGGAUGCCUCUUAAGCAGAAGCUUAGGAGAAUGCGUGCCCAAUGGUCUAUGAGCUGUCCAAAGGAUCUAAGGGCUAUUAGCCGAUCUAACUAUGAGCAAGCUCCUGUAUGAGCUUGCGAGUCGGCUAUCUCGUCCCUUGAGCGAUCUAUCCCUGCUUUUGUUUGUGACUUUCUUACUUAUUCGCUUACGCGCACUGCUGCUUCCACCUUAAUAAGGCAAGCAAAGGCGACGGGUCAAUUGGCCAAGCCAUCAUCAUAGGGGAUAUAGGCAUCGUCGAACAACGGAUCCUGACCUUUACCUUUCACUUUGACUGACCCCUCUUCCGUUGGUCUACUAAAUUGACCUCUCCCUCUCCUUUGGGUUAACUCAGAUCUUUCUCCUUCUUUAAGCUAAACCUCCCAGGCGGCCUCUCUUUGGGAACCUCUGUUGCCUGACCUUGCUGGUGACUGCUUACCAGAGAUUGGUUCUCUCGGCGGGUUGAUCGACGUUCCUUUCAGCUGCGGGCUAAAUAAGAAUGGCUUCAACGAUUGGAUGAGAAUACAGGAGCACAAGAAGGCGGAAAUGGAUCCUGCAAGUCGCCGGAAGACGAUCCUACUCAAACUCUUCCAAUCGACGUCUUCAAGAAUCUCUCUUCUUUCUCUGACCUGGAAGGAAGAAGUCUCCCUCCCUUCCCUAUAGGCUAUAGGAGAGUGCAGAUGCAUUCCUUCAAUUGAUUCGAUUGGUCAACUAAUCCAUGAAUGGUACGAGUACUCAGACAGUCUGACUAGUCAAUGAGUCUAUCCCUAGACUCUGACCAUCUAAAAGGACCUUCCCUAACAAUUCUUCUAACCCGGCUCCUCCUAACUCAUAGGGAAGACCAACUCACUGACCACCUGACCCAGGUGAAAGCGUAAUUAUCCUAUAAAGGCAUAAAAA
Messenger RNA from Populus trichocarpa (black cottonwood), 5315 nucleotides. Its product is annotated as ribosomal protein S7, mitochondrial. The record is from RefSeq and is a predicted model, not a curated record. Gene Ontology annotation, cellular component: ribosome; mitochondrial small ribosomal subunit. Gene Ontology annotation, molecular function: mRNA binding; structural constituent of ribosome; rRNA binding. The transcript has a single exon. Gene Ontology annotation, biological process: ribosomal small subunit assembly; translation. NCBI's taxonomy places the organism in Eukaryota, Viridiplantae, Streptophyta, Magnoliopsida, Malpighiales, Salicaceae. Bases 3087 to 3533 code for a protein of 148 amino acids.